Molecule: messenger RNA, 4272 nt
Organism: Misgurnus anguillicaudatus (oriental weatherfish)
Lineage: Eukaryota; Metazoa; Chordata; Actinopteri; Cypriniformes; Cobitidae
Source: RefSeq, a predicted model, not a curated record
CUUUUGGAUCUUUAUCUCCAUUGAGGAGGCUGACUGACUGAUCUACCAACCGGCAUUAACACAACAAAAACUAAAGAAAUGUUACUACAAGUGGACCUAUUUAUUUACUCAUCAUGCUGACUAAAGAUGAAACAGACUCUCUGCGUGUCGAGCCCGUGUCAGAGGACUCGACCUUCCUGUCUGCAUAUUCCUCUGAAACCAUCAAUAUUGACGGUACAGUGUUUAACCUGCUUACUUAACCAGGUGAUUACUCUAUCAUCAGAGGUUUUGUUUGUUGACGUUAAGCGUGGAGUAUAUUUGCUGCUUUUCAACACAUAUGGUCAUUAUAAUGCACUGCGUGGAACUCUGGAAAGCAGAUACACGAGACUUUGAAGCUCCCACCUGGAGUUAACAGAAAUAAUUCACGGUAUGGGGUGUUAUUAUUUUGUUUUUGAUCUUUAUUGAAUGUAAUACCUCUGAGAGUAUCUACAUGAGAUUUUGAACAAUUGUGUUUAUGAAAUCAAUAGUACAGCCAGAACUAAACAAACAUGGAUGAGAUGCAGCUGGAGAGACUCUUUCCACAGGUGGACAGCUUGCUGGAGAUGGCUCAGCUCUUAAACUCCCUUAAACAACGAGGAUUCGACUCCAUGGAAGAAGGCAGCAGUCAGAGUUACUGCAUUCACAGAAUUGGAGACAUCUUCAUCGCACAGUUCUCAGGUGAAUUGAGAGAUAAACUGCAGUACUGCUAUGGAGUUUUCUGCAGUCACCACACUGAUGCAGUCCACUGGUACAGAUACCUACUGCUGAACAGCAAGAAGUUUCAGAGUUUCAUAAGAAAAAUAUGCCGACUGUCCAUCAUAAAAAGAUUGGGAAUACCAGAGAUUAUUCUACUUAUAACACAUUGCAUCACUAACUAUCAAGUGCUUGUUGAACGUGUCAUUACAUACAGUCAAGCUGACUCAGAGAAGCACAGGGAACUGGUGCAAGGUCUGGAGCUGCUUAAAGACACCAUAGCUAAAGUAAAUAUCCCUGUGGACGAGUUUGAGAACGCAGCAAGACUGAGGGACCUGGGCAAUAAACUAGAGCCCAAGUCCCAGGUGAAGAUGGCCAACGGUCGAGUGUUUCGCAGAGAGGACAUGUUGCAGGGCGAGAGGAGGCUGCUUUAUGAGGGGAUGCUCAACUGGAGAUCAACAUCUAACAAAAGCAAAGAUGUCCUUGUCCUGCUGUUAUCAGAUGUUUUGCUGCUGUUAUUUGAGAAAGAUCAGCGACUUACCUUUGCUUCACUGGACAGUCAACCUCCAGUGAUCCCACUCCAGAAGCUCACAGUGCAUGAGGUGGCUCAUGACGAAAAGGCUCUGUUUUUGUUCACGGCCUCCUCCGACCCUCCAGAGAUGUACGAGUUUUGCACUCCCUCCGGAGAGGUGCGCAGAGCUUGGAGAGACCAAAUCUGGAAGGCGGUGGUGUGCUGUCCAGAAGAAGUGGAAGAGGAACCAGAAGAACUUUCUGAGAGAAUCAGGAACUUUGCAAGUAAUCUGUGUAUGAGAGAUGCCUUUAUAGAGCACCACCUCACAGAGAAUCACAGGUUAUUUGCCAACAUUGCAGCCUAUGUGACAGGCGCUGAUGACUGCUCACCAUCUGAGCACAAUGCAGUUGAGUCCCUGCAAGGGGAUCAGAUUCUCACUGGUGCAUUAAAGGACGUGGAGCAUUUACAGAGGUUGUUGGUAGCAUGUGAGUUAGACCAGACUCCCUCCACUGGUGAGGGAAUGGAUCUGGUGCCAGUGUCCAAGAGUCCUCGUAUCUUCACAGGUUUCGACAAUGAUGACUACACGUUACCCAAAAAUGGUACUGGGAGUUUAUUGGAAAGAAUGAGAGAUGGAAACCAGCGGGCUAACUCAAAUUCUCAGAUCAGAGAGCUUUGUACUGAAGAGAGUCUGGAGCUGUCGGCAGAUGGGGAGAUAAUUCUAGAGAGCUGGAAAGUCAGUUUUCCUAAAGCAGCGCUUUAUGAAACUGUAAUUAGACUGUCACAGAAGCUUUGCAGCCUUCAGCCUGUAGUCUCAAAUUUAGAAACCCACAUUGAGGUUCAACGCGCCACCAUUGAUGAGUUGAUGUCCCAACACCGGGGCAGCACUCUCAUGGAACAAGAAAAGCAUCGAAAUUUGGAAAAGCAGCGGGAAGAACUGGUCAACUUCCAGCGUCUGCAGGAGCAGCGCAGACAGGAGCAGAUGCAGUGGGAGCAGGAGCAAGAGAAACAGAGAGUGCAAACAGAGAUGAGGGAGAAAGAGCUGAGAGAGAGAGAAAUGAAGUGCAGCAAGCAGAAGGAGCAGCUGGCGAAGGAGAGACGUCAGCUGGAGAGGUGCAGAGAGGAAUACCAGCAGGAUCUGGAGAGACUCAGAGGCUCCAUGCGCGCCGUGGAGAAGGAGAAAGAAAAGCUGGAGCAGUUGCAGAAGAAGUUAAAGAAGAACGAGAACGUGUCCAACACUGGAAACCUUUCUCUGAAUAAUGAAGAGAUACAGAUACCUCAUCCUUACCCCAUACCGAAUGUCCCCAGCUUUGAAGAGAGGCCACCACUGGUGCCACCACAUGGGAAGAGCAUUAGUGCUAUGCCCGUCAAGACAGAUGUACCCAUCCACCUCUUUAGCACCACCAACCAAUCACACAAAGUCAUUACAAUUAAACAGCAGAUCCCAACCGAACUGACCAGCCAACCGAAGGGCAAAGAGAAACACCGCAAACACCACUCACAUCACCAUACCAACUGUGCAGCUGGCAUAGAGGUGUCUCAAGUACUGCCCAUCAAAGUUACUGGAAAAGAGGGAGGCAGGUUACGAGCCAUGAGAUCUAACAGUCCUCAACAGCUCCAUCCAGAUACCCUCAUUCAUCCAGAAGAGUUAUCCAGCGCUGUCCCCUCUCAUUCAAACACAAGCCGAAAGCACCAUAACAACACCACACACAUUACACAGACAGGACACCGUAAAACCAAAGACCAUUAAAAUACAGAUCACAGUUUACUUUUAAUGCCCCUUAUCAUCUGCAAUCUACAGGUUUGAUACACAGUGAUUGUUUUUUGCCUUUAAUGAUUUAAAUAGUUAUGUUGUGGGAUAUUGUUUGUAGUUAUGAAACCAUUUAGAUGUUGGUCAUAAUUUUAAAUACUUGUUUUGUUUUUACUUUGUUUUUUUUUUGUUUGUUUUUUAUUGAAAACACAUUUACAGGUAUAGAUAAAAAAUAAGGAAGAAUUGUUUUAAUUACUUAAAGGGGACAUUUCACAAGACUUUUUUAAGAUGUCAAAUAAAUCUUUGGUGUCUCCAGAGUACAUAUGUGAAGUUUUAGCUCAAAAUACCAUAUAGAUAAUUUAUUAUAGCAUGUUAAAAUGGUCACUUUGUAGGUGCAAGCAAUAAUGUGCCCUUUUGGGUGUGUCCUUUAAAAUGCAAAUGAGUUGAUAUCUGCACUAAAUGGCAGUGCCGGGGUUGGAUAGUGCAGAUUCAGGGGCGGGAUUAUCCCCUUCUGACAUCACAAGGAGAGCCGAAUUUCAAUGACCUAUUUUUUUCACAUGCUUGCAGAUAAUGGUUUACCAAAACUAUGUGUUUUUUUUUUCAAAUUUUCUAGGUUGAUAGACACACUGGGGACCCAAUUAUAGCACUUAAACAUGGAAAAAGUCAGAUUUUCAUGAUAUGUCCCCUUUAAUGUUGACCUCUUAUGUGUUCAGCUGUCAAUGUGUUAUAUUUGGCAAAUCAUUGCUGAAAGAAUUUGUCUCUUACGGGCGAAGUGCAUGAUUUCUGAAAAACACUUUGGAAAAGGGAGUCGGGCCGACUACCAAAACCCACUUGUUGCCAAUUAGCAGUAAGGGGCAUGUCUACUAACCAACAUCGUUGCCUGGGUUGCGUAUGUGUGGGGCGGGUCUUUCAAAAGAAGGUCCAGAUUCUGUUGGGGUAGGGGUGUGUUUGUUUAGGUGAUUUUAAAUGUCAACAUUGGCUUUCAGAGAUCAUGCACCCCGCCUUUAACAACCAAAUAUUAUUGAUAUGUUAUUGAGAAAUGAUACCAUUUUAGUGAAAUGUUAAUUUACUUUCAAAGUUUUCUGUUUAGUUUCUGCACAGAUGGAAAGAUUUUUUUACAUGCAUUGUUUAGAUUUUGUGUAAGGGGUAAAUAUUUUAUAUAAUGCUUCUUUAAAGAUACUAACCUGUUUUUCUUUAAUAUCUGGGGAUAAAGCUCCAAUGUCCAUGAUCCUAUAUUGUAAAUAAUUCAUUUAAUUUUAGCUUUUCCAUACAGUAUAUAUGUAAAUAAAUGAGUCACAGAUCA